This is a messenger RNA of Rattus rattus (black rat), 3215 nucleotides long. It is a transcript of the gene Galnt13, whose product is annotated as polypeptide N-acetylgalactosaminyltransferase 13. Lineage: Eukaryota; Metazoa; Chordata; Mammalia; Rodentia; Muridae. The record is from RefSeq and is a predicted model, not a curated record. The transcript has 13 exons. Bases 518 to 2188 code for a protein of 556 amino acids. Gene Ontology annotation, cellular component: Golgi apparatus.
UGACCAGGCGGUGGCGGCUCUGCCGAGGUGACAAUGUGCUAGGAGCCCCGCUCCGUGUCUCCUGCGCCUCCUCGGCCUGGGCGCCUCCUGUCAGCGCUCUCGGAGCCUCGCGGCCGCCUGCCGCGCUAUGAGGGAGCGUCUCCGGGGCUGGCCGAGGCCGGGGCCGCCUCGCUCUGCUCGCCGAGAAGUGUGAAGAGAGGCGCGGGCGGGAGCCCUGGCUGCGCGCGGCGGCGGCUCCAGGUGAGCGCGGCUCUCAGAGCAGCCGGCCACUGACCCGGCUGGAUCUAGGCAGCAUCCCAAGCGGGGACCGCGGAGCUCUCUCCGAGGGAUCAACAGCCACCGUAGCAGGUAUAUUUUGUAGGAGUAUUUUGAAGAUGGAUAUUUUCAAAUCAUUUUGAAAUAGUCAAACACCAUAUACAUGGGAUGCAUCUUACUUUUGUCCUGGAGAUCACCUCUGUGGCUUGGAUUUAUCUCAGGAACAUUCGUCUUCAGUCUCCGUGUUAAUUAGAAAUCAAGCAUGAGGAGAUUUGUCUACUGCAAGGUGGUUCUGGCCACUUCGCUGAUGUGGGUGCUUGUUGAUGUCUUCUUACUCCUGUACUUCAGUGAGUGUAACAAGUGUGAUGACAAGAAGGAGAGAUCCCUGCUGCCUGCGCUGAGGGCUGUCAUUUCAAGAAACCAAGAAGGUCCAGGAGAAAUGGGAAAGGCUGUGCUCAUUCCAAAAGAUGAUCAAGAGAAAAUGAAAGAGUUGUUUAAAAUCAAUCAGUUUAACCUCAUGGCCAGUGACUUGAUUGCUCUUAACCGAAGUCUGCCAGAUGUGAGAUUAGAAGGCUGCAAGACUAAAGUCUACCCUGAUGAACUUCCAAACACAAGCGUCGUCAUUGUAUUCCAUAAUGAAGCCUGGAGCACUCUACUUAGAACUGUCUAUAGUGUCAUAAAUCGCUCCCCGCACUACCUGCUCUCUGAGGUCAUCUUGGUCGAUGAUGCCAGUGAAAGAGAUUUUCUCAAGUUGACAUUAGAGAACUACGUGAAAACUUUAGAAGUGCCAGUGAAAAUUAUCAGGAUGGAAGAACGCUCCGGGUUAAUACGCGCUCGUCUCCGAGGAGCAGCUGCUUCAAAAGGACAGGUCAUAACUUUUCUGGAUGCACACUGUGAGUGCACCUUAGGAUGGCUGGAGCCCUUGCUGGCGAGAAUAAAGGAAGACAGGAAAACAGUUGUGUGCCCAAUCAUUGAUGUUAUUAGUGAUGAUACCUUUGAGUACAUGGCUGGUUCAGACAUGACUUAUGGUGGUUUUAACUGGAAGCUAAAUUUCCGAUGGUAUCCUGUCCCUCAAAGAGAAAUGGAUAGGAGAAAAGGAGACAGGACAUUACCUGUCAGGACCCCUACUAUGGCUGGUGGCCUAUUUUCUAUUGACAGAAACUACUUUGAAGAGAUAGGAACUUACGAUGCAGGAAUGGAUAUCUGGGGUGGAGAGAAUCUUGAAAUGUCUUUUAGGAUCUGGCAGUGUGGAGGCUCUUUGGAGAUUGUGACUUGCUCUCAUGUCGGUCAUGUUUUUCGAAAGGCAACUCCAUACACCUUUCCUGGUGGCACUGGCCAUGUCAUUAACAAGAACAACAGAAGACUAGCAGAAGUUUGGAUGGAUGAAUUCAAAGAUUUCUUCUAUAUCAUAUCCCCAGGUGUUGUCAAAGUGGAUUAUGGAGAUGUGUCAGUGAGAAAAACACUAAGGGAAAAUCUGAAGUGUAAGCCUUUUUCCUGGUACCUAGAAAACAUCUAUCCGGACUCCCAGAUCCCAAGACGUUAUUACUCACUUGGUGAGAUACGAAAUGUUGAAACCAAUCAAUGCCUAGACAACAUGGGCCGGAAAGAAAAUGAAAAAGUGGGUAUCUUCAACUGCCAUGGCAUGGGAGGUAACCAGGUGUUUUCUUAUACUGCUGACAAAGAAAUCCGAACUGAUGACUUGUGCCUGGAUGUAUCCAGACUCAGUGGGCCUGUAAUCAUGUUAAAAUGCCACCACAUGAGAGGAAAUCAGCUGUGGGAGUAUGAUGCUGAGAGACUCACUUUGAGACAUGCUAACAGUAACCAAUGUCUUGAUGAACCUUCUGAAGAAGACAAAAUGGUGCCUACCAUGCAAGACUGCAGUGGCAGCAGAUCUCAACAAUGGCUGCUGAGGAACAUGACCUUGGGGACAUGAAGAUCUUUUUUCCCAAGGCGUGAAAGUCUCUACUCGUUUGUUUGUCCAUUAUUUCAGUUUGGUGAAAAUCUUAACUUUGCUGAAUUAAAAGUUUUAAAAAUACUUUUAGUAAUAUAAAACACAGUUGUUUAUAAUUCAUUUUUAGGAAUGUUUAUUUCCCUACUAAAAAUUUGUAUUUGAUUGAAGAAGCACAUAAAAUAUAAAUAAUAAGAAACUGUUAUUAAACAUUUCAAUUGUUUGGGAAAAAACACACCUUGUAUUUACUUUUAAAAUGUCUUCAUUAGCCUCUUGUCACAAGGUUACUUGGUAUUGAUUUAUUUGGUGUUCUAACAAUUAAAAGAGAGAUCAUGUAAUGCCUUAUACAAUAUAAUAAUUAUGAAAUAUUAAUGUAGCUUUAUAAAACACUCUUUUUACAAAAGCUUUAUGGGACCCUGGUUGAAUUUCUAUGCCAACAAUUAGAACACAUAAAAAAAUCAUUCCUGAGCAUUGAAUUCAUCAAGCAACAUAUAAGGUACUAGGAAAAAAAUUAAGUUAGUUAUUAAAUUUGUAAAAUAUAAAAUCAUCAUACAAAAUUGAAAAAAACAAUUUAAAUAAUAAUUUUAAAUCAAAUGAUGUAAGGAAUACAUCGGGUAUUGAGGACGACAAGAGCUAUAUAAACCACAAGAAUUGCUGUGAGAGAAUCUUCAAUCCAAACAAGCUGAAGAUGGUCUUGCUCUGAAACGUGAUGUCAGGACCUCAAUCCCCAAUUACUCUCCGUUUCUGUAAGCUCUGCCUUUGUCUGUCACUCUAGAGGGUGAGAUUUGUCACAGCCUACAGAACUGUAGGUGAAGGGUGACCUUUUAAGUUUACUUUUUAAACUUCUAUCUCGUUUACUUCAGUCAGUUUUGUCAUUGGCUCGUUGUAUUUUACACAAUGUAUGACACUAUCAAAAUUUAUUGCUAUUCUAUAUAAUCCAACAAUGGUCACUGGGAAAAUUCAAGUUACAAAAGUGAUAUGAAUUAAACUACUAGACAUGAUUUUGCGUAAA